AUGUCUAAGCCACCAUCCAAACCGAAAUCUGGUAUUGGCAGUGUGAAGGAAUACAAUGUGCGCUUAGCAAAGACUGGGAUAGUCCAUCAUGGCAUGGGUUUCAACGCCAACCUUAAUGUGAACUUCGACAAAUGGGAUGAGGUCACUAUUCAGAGGGAGAAUAAUUGGGAGCAAUCGCGUCCCAAGGAGGAGGAGCAGCCCAGGUACGGCCCAGGCACGGCUUACAACGGGGGACGCAAGAGGUUCCGCAAAACCAGUCCCCCGAAAAAAUAUCGAGCCAAGGAUCAGCCAUGGAUACUGACUGUGGGCGGCAAGCAGGGCAGGCAGUACAAAGGCAAUCGCGAAGAAGAGCGUGGAAACUUGUUCCUCUUCUUGCAGGCCAAGGAUGGAUGGAUCGACGCCUAUCCGAUUAAGGACUGGUACAACUUUCAACGCAUUCCAACCCACAAGACGCUCUCUGCGGAGGAGGAGUACGAGCCAGUGCCAAAAAAGAACGCCGACUCCGACUAUUCCGAUAUUGAGUCCGAGUUGAACUGGUACGACAGGAAGCCAAACAACAGAGACGUUGGCCGAAAAGGGAAACAGCACGAACUUGGGGUGAACAAGGAUGACGAAGACCCCGAUGAAGGGUCAGACGAUAGCGAUGACGAGUCGGACGAUAGUGAUAGUGAUGAUGAGUCGGACGACAGCGAUGAUGAGUCAGACGACAGCGAUAGUGAAUCGGACGAUGAGGAGGACUCAGACGACUCCGAUAGUAGCUCCACUGAGGACGAGUAA
Molecule: messenger RNA, 777 nt
Organism: Scaptodrosophila lebanonensis
Lineage: Eukaryota; Metazoa; Arthropoda; Insecta; Diptera; Drosophilidae
Product: general transcription factor IIF subunit 1-like
Exons: 2
Coding region: 1-777 (258 amino acids)
Biological process (GO): transcription initiation at RNA polymerase II promoter; positive regulation of transcription elongation by RNA polymerase II
Cellular component (GO): nucleus; transcription factor TFIIF complex
Molecular function (GO): DNA binding; RNA polymerase II general transcription initiation factor activity; TFIIF-class transcription factor complex binding
Source: RefSeq, a predicted model, not a curated record